Messenger RNA from Oxyura jamaicensis (ruddy duck), 7212 nucleotides. RefSeq names its product nucleoporin 93 (gene NUP93). Gene Ontology annotation, cellular component: nuclear pore. Gene Ontology annotation, molecular function: structural constituent of nuclear pore. Gene Ontology annotation, biological process: protein import into nucleus; poly(A)+ mRNA export from nucleus. The coding region runs from base 3 to 2543 and encodes 846 amino acids. Lineage: Eukaryota; Metazoa; Chordata; Aves; Anseriformes; Anatidae. The transcript has 22 exons. The record is from RefSeq and is a predicted model, not a curated record.
CAAUGGGGAUGCGGGGUGGGGGCGCGCGGCGGCCGGAGCGGCGGGCUGGUUUCUGUGCAUCUUGGGGGAAACCUGCAAUAGAGAUGGACACCGAAGGCUUUGGAGAGCUCCUGCAGCAGGCAGAGCAGCUCGCAGCUGAGACGGAGGGCAUCUCCGAGUUCCCGCACGUGGAGCGCAACCUGCCAGAGAUCCAGCAGGCUGGGGAGCGCCUGCGCUCCCGCACUCUGACCCGCACGUCCCAGGAGACGGCGGACGUCAAGGCGUCUGUUCUUCUUGGGUCCAGAGGGCUUGACAUAUCUCAUAUCUCCCAGCGACUCGAGAGUCUAAGUGCAGCCACUACGUUUGAGCCUCUUGAACCCGUGAAGGACACUGACAUCCAGGGAUUCCUGAAGAAUGAAAAAGAUAAUGCCUUGCUGUCAGCCAUUGAAGAGUCCAGGAAAAGGACCUUUGCUAUGGCUGAGGAGUAUCACCGAGAAUCGAUGCUGGUUGAAUGGGAACAGGUGAAACAAAGGAUUCUUCAUACCCUGCUGGCAUCGGGGGAAGAUGGUCUCGAUUUCACCCAGGAAAACGAGCCCAGCUACGCUGGUGAGUCAGGCCCUCCAGGUCGCAGCUCCCUGGACAGCAUGGAGAUGGCAUAUGCUCGGCAGAUUUAUAUUUAUAACGAGAAGAUAGUGAACGGACAUCUGCAGCCUAACCUGGUGGACCUCUGUGCUGCUGUUGUAGAUUUGGAUGAUAAGAACAUCUCUGACUUGUGGGCCAUGGUGAAACAAAUGACCGACAUUCGCCUGGUUUCUGCUAGCGACAUCUUGAAAGUCCGCACCAACUUGGAGGUGCGCAUGGACUUUGUGAGGCAGGCUCUGAACUACCUCGAACAAAGUUACAAAAAUUACACCUUCAUGACUGUCUUUGGAAACCUGCACCAGGCUCAGCUGGGUGGAGUUCCAGGGACCUACCAGCUGGUCCGCAGUUACCUGAACAUCAAACUGCCUGCACCUGUCCCCGGUCUCCAGGACGGAGAGGUGGAAGGCCAUCCUGUCUGGGCACUGAUCUACUACUGCAUGCGCUGUGGAGACCUGAAUGCGGCCAUGCAUGUGGUGAAACGGGCACAGCACCAGCUGGGAGAGUUUAAAACCUGGUUUCAGGAAUACAUGCACAGUAAAGAUAGAAGAUUAUCUGCUGCCACAGAAAAUAAGCUACGUCUCCAUUACAGACGAGCUCUGAGGAACAACACUGACCCGUACAAGAGGGCUGUUUAUUGUAUUAUUGGCCAUUGUGACAUUACAGAUAACCAGAGUGAAGUUGCUGAUAAAACGGAAGAUUAUCUUUGGCUAAAACUGAACCAAGUGUGUUUUGAUGACGAUGGUGCAAGCUCUGCGCAAGACCGAUUAACAUUAUCACAGUUCCAGAAGCAGCUGCUAGAGGACUAUGGUGAAUCACAUUUUGCAGUGAACCACCAGCCUUUCCUCUACUUCCAAGUAUUGUUCUUGACAGCACAGUUCGAAGCUGCGAUUGCUUUUCUAUUUCGGACAGAGCGUUUGCGUUGUCAUGCUGUUCAUGUUGCUUUGGUCCUGUUUGAGUUAAAAUUGCUCCUGAAAUCUUCUGGGCAGAGCGCACAGCUAUUAAGCCAUGAGGUUGGUGACCCUCCUGCUGUAAGGCGUCUCAAUUUUGUGCGACUUCUGAUGCUUUACACCCGGAAAUUCGAAUCAACGGAUCCAAGAGAAGCCCUGCAGUAUUUUUACUUUCUCAGGAAUGAGAAGGACAGCCAAGGAGAGAAUAUGUUCUUGCGUUGUGUUAGUGAACUAGUAAUCGAAAGCAGAGAGUUUGACAUGAUUCUUGGAAAACUGGAAAAUGAUGGUAGUAGAAAGCCUGGAGUGAUAGACAAGUUUAAUAGUGACACAAAACCUAUUAUUAACAAAGUGGCUGCUGCAGCAGAAAAUAAAGGAUUGUUUGAAGAAGCUGCAAAACUAUAUGACCUUGCAAAGAACCCUGACAAAGUUUUAGAACUGAUGAACAAGCUCCUCAGCCCCGUCGUUCCUCAGAUCAGCACCCCCCAGUCGAACAAAGAGCGGUUGAAGAACAUGGCCCAUUCGAUUGCGGAGAGGUACAAAGCUCAGGGGAUAAGUGCAAAGAAAUCCAUUGACUCCACAUUCUACCUUCUGCUAGACUUAAUCAUGUUUUUUGAUGAGUAUCAUGCCGGUCACAUUGACAGAGCCUUUGAUAUUAUCGAACGCCUGAAGCUUGUACCUCUUAGCCAAGAUUGCGUGGAAGAGAGAGUUGCUGCCUUCCGGAAUUUCAGUGAUGAAAUCAGGCACAAUUUAUCCGAGGUCCUGCUUGCAACCAUGAAUAUUUUGUUCACCCAGUAUAAGCGGAUGAAAGGCACAAGCCCUGCCACUCCUGCCAGACCCCAGCGCGUAAUGGAAGACAGAGAUUCGCAACUUCGAUCUCAAGCUCGUGCCCUGAUAACGUUCGCUGGAAUGAUCCCGUACAGAACGUCUGGAGACACGAACGCAAGACUGGUGCAAAUGGAGGUCCUUAUGAACUAGCAGAGCAGCUUCUCUUAGGGUUGCAGCAACCUGUGCCUGUCGUUAGUGUGUCCAGGGGUGGGACCAGUGCCGUUUUGUAUCCUGUAUUUUUGUUGAUGGAAAUAAAUUUCUUUGAUUUCUAUUUGUUUUUGACAUUUUCAUUUUCAGUGUUUGUUUUUUUUGUGUGUGUUUUUAAGUUUUUAUUAAUUCUGUUUUAAAUUGGUUUAUAUUUAGAAAAUCAUUCUCGGUGAGUAAGCGGGCCGUGCAGAGAGAAGUCAGUUCUGCAGCAGGGAGGUAAACGAACAAUUUUGUAGCGGAAGAGGAAGUGCAGAGUAAGAACUUUGAUUUAAUGCUCAGCUGGGAAAUUUUUGGCGUUUUGUUUUUUCGGAUGCAUGUUAAAUGUUGCAAAUGUGUUUGAUACACCACACGUGGUGUACUGCCGUCCGUCUGUCACGUUGUCUUGUGGGGAGCAGUGUUUGUGACACAGGUGAGCUCCGCGUGCUGCAGACUCGUUUAUGUUUAAGUUGCUGGGUGCCUCAGGUUUGCACAGCUUUGCAAAUCCUGGAGCUCUGCUCAAGCUUUUGCAGGAACAGCUGGGAGUGGGGACAGGUAUAUCUGGACAGGAGACGUUUUGUAAUUGGCACGUGGGUUUUUAACAGUCGAGUUCAGAACGGUCCCAUGUUGAGUUCCCCAGGGGAAGCAAGGAAGCUGCCCGAGGAGUCUGAGUGUGGGUGCUGUGGGCAGGGACAGGUACUGCUCUUGGUUCUGUGGGAAACCUGUGUUCCAUUCAAGUGAGGGGCAUUAAAUAAUGGCUCCUUGGCAUAGUUGAAGUGUUUAGAGCUACAAUUAAAUUGGUGUGAAAGCCCUGAUACAUUACAAGCUUUUUUUUCCUGCAGCGUGAAUGUCGCUGCCUUCACUAUAGCUUUGAAAUGAAGUGGGAGGAAUGGUAAUUACUGCUCUUACUGCUCCCGACACACCUACCCUUCGGCACUGGUGCUGUCUUACCCUCGCUCCAUUUGUAUUACUGGGACAUGAGAACAUGUGCACUCCUGGAUAGGCAACAAAUUGUGGGAGCUGAUUUCAGCCUUUGCACGUGGAGUUAUUGUGGGGGAGAAUUAACGUCCAUUUCUUGCAGUAAGUGUAACCUGCACUAUAGGAUAUUUGACUGACUUCCUCGUUAUUUCUCUACCAAAAACGUUGCAGUGUCAGUCUAGCCAACCUUUUCAUCAGGAAUGGCUUGCCAAACCACCCCAAAACAUGUCUCACGGCCUGAGCAAGCUGGCUAUUGGGGACCCCAGCAGCAUAGCUAGGGACUGCAUGUGGCACUGAGAGGUCCCGUGGCAUGCUCAAGGCUCUUUCGGCUGAAGGAUGGUGACGUGGGGAGCCCUGUCGGUCAGACAGGCUUAGGAGCGUGUCCUGCAGCAUGUCCUUUCUCCAACUGGAAGGGAAGAUGAGAGGCCUCGACAUCACCCCGCGAGUGAGGGGGUUUGGUGAGUUACUGGGAGGUACUGGUGGGCCCAGCAGCGUCAGCAGGUGAGUGUGGGGGGCUUUGCUGGUGAUUCAUUUUGCUGGCAUUUGUGUGAAUGCUUCUCGGUGUACCUCAGCUCCAAAAUUCAUCUGCUCUUGAGACCGAGUCCCCAGAAGGUAGGUGGCAGAGCAAAGCAUUUCCUGAAGCUGGCAGAGAAGCCUGCUUGGCCUUGGUUGCCCCACGUGCAGCCCUGCAGGGUAAAGCCAGCUCCUAAUUUUCCUUGCUGGCACUCAGCCCCUGUCCCUAGGUUACUCCCAGCACCAGAGCACCUUGCCGCAGUGACCAGCGGGCCCGUGCCUGUCCUCGGGCAGCCUCUGACCCGAGCAAGAGGGACAGUGCUGCCAGAGCCUGUGGUGGAAGGCAGGAGGCCGCCCUGCCUCGAAAUGCUCUGUCUGUGCAGACAGCUGCUGUUUGUGGGACCUUGUUUUUCUCCUGCCAUCCUGCUCAGCUGAGCUCUUGUGCUGGUCCCUUGUAAGCUGAGCAGAACCUGAAUUGUUUCAUAUGUUGUCCUAAAAGCUCUGAAGGGCUUUCUGCAGCCUGCUGGCAGAGGAAGCAAAUCCCCUGCAGGGAUUCCAAGCCCUGCGACCAGCCCCCUGGAGGUAAGGCCCAGCACCGUCUGAGACAAGAUGUGAGAGGCUGCAGGUGUAACAGGAGGUGCUGUGGACAGUUGGGGUUCAUUUAUUUCCUGCUGAUUCCCUGUGAUUUCUUCUUAGGUCUGUGCAGGUGGUGGAUAUGGCAGCAGAGCAGUCCUCCCAUGGUCCCAGGAGCAGCGGGCUCCAGCCUGGACUCAGCAAGCCUGGCUCCCUGCACGGCUUCACGGGCUUUGCUGCACUGAGGUAGAUGCUGAAUAAGGCACCCCCGUGGUUUUCCAGAUGUCACUGUUUGCUCUCCGCCUCACACCUUCUGACGUCUGUCUUCAUGCUCUUCUGGAAAAAAAAACCUGGUCAUGUUCCCUCAGGUUUCUGACCCAGGCGUUCUGCUGCGGGAGUGGAGUUGGUAACCCUCUGCACCUUCGUGCCUCAACUUACUUAUUCAACUUCAUCUGCUGCAGGGUUUUUUGGGGAUGUCAUUAAAUUCAUACGUUGUUUGGAGCAGCCUGCUUGAAGGUAUCGUCACCGACCGCUCCCUUUAUAACAGGGAGGAAUUCUUGCCUAUGUAAUGUAAGGCUAUCAAGAGUGACCCCGAUUUUCCAUGUGCAAUUACUUCGAGCAGUAUUUUCUCAUUUCCUUUCCCAAGCUAGUGUCAUCCACGUCCUACAGAGCUGGCUGUUGACACGGAGGGCAAGAGAGUGCCUUGGUGUGAGCUUUACCACGGCCCUUUUAAAACUGAUAAUUCCAGAUGCUCCACAGGAGCCUGCAUAAAGGUUGUGGAGCUGCUGCUUGUCCAUCACACAAUUCCUGAUUUCUAGCCAUUGCUCCAGGUAUCACGAUGAGGAUGUGGUUUUGCUUCCUUUGUGUAAAUAAUUGAGACAUUGGGAAUGCUCCUUGUGCAUAUAGAGGGCUUGGGAAUCCUUGGACAAACCCGCAAAGGCCAAACUGAACAUCUGAGCGAGUCAGCGGGUGUGAUCUGCCUGGCAGAGUUCAUGGCAGAAAUGGGUUCUCAUCUGAGAGCUGAAUUUACUCUUGCUAUAAACUGACAAAAUGUCUCUGAGGUCAGCGGAGCUCUGCUCCUGCGUACUAAAAAAAAAAAAAAAGCACAGAUUCAUGCUGCAGAUUAAAUGUAGGAUAAUUUGCCUGUGCCCUUUCCUGCUGCAGGACUAAUCCUCUGCAAUAAGGACUCUGCAGGGAGAAGAUGAAUUGCAGCCUGGGGGGUGGCUGGCUGCUUGGGAUCGAAUGCAGCUCACUGGAGUUGCUAGAGAGGACUGAAAGGAGGGUGAAAGGCGCAUGUCUCUGGGCGUGCUGUCCCUGCCCAGAUGCAGCAGUGACAUACAGGGGAUCCUGGUCCGUUGUCCGGGGUUCUCAUGGCUCGUCUGUAGUGAAACACCCAUGAGUGCCGUGAUAUCAGCCUAACAGUGCUUAAAGCUUAGAAGCUGUUAAAGCUUGAAGCCCUCUGUCAAGUGAGGUCUUGGUUGAUGUGUUCUGGGAUUGCAGGGGAAUUGCAGGGAAAUUUGGAAAUGCUCAUUGUAAAUGUCUGGCUUAUGUUACCUGUCCAGUAGGAGGGGAGUUAAAUCUCUGCCAAGAGCUUAAUCGUGGGCUGCUGGUAAAAACUAAAUUGAGCUAAUAAAGACAGCUAGCUGCUGUCUGCCAACAAGCAGAGAAUCUGCUGAAACGUGCCUCGAAGGUCCCUGCCUACAAACUGCCAUGGAGCUGGCAGAUACUGGUGGGUCCUGUCCUCUUCUCAGCUCAUUUUUUGGUGUUUUCCCCCAGUAAUGCUCUCUUCUAAGUGUUUUCACAGUGACAUUUGCAGCAUUAUCGCUGUUUGGCUCGUCUAGUCAGGUAUUUGCUGUCUGGAGGAGGAUGGGAAGUGAUCCCUUUGGCCCACCAGGUGAGGCUGCCAGCAGCUCCCUGAAUAACCACCUCUUUUCUCUUUCCAGGCUUCCUUCCCUGCCGUGUGGAGGAGACCAGCCCUGCUCUGCGCGGUGCGGUCGGUGUUAAAUCCCUGCUCGGUGCAGUGCGUUCGGUGCUAAAUCCCCGCUCCGCUCGCGUGGCCCGUGUCGUCCAGGGCGGUAGGUUCCCACUUAACGGAGAUAGAAACGGGACAAUUACAACUUCAGUAAAGACCUGGAGGAAUCCAGUGCCUUGGCAAACUUUAAAAGGAGCCAAGUAUUAAGCAUCGAACCAUUCCCUGCCUAACUAGAUGAAGGUUCAUUUGAGGCCUUUAAUAGUGGACCAGCAUCUCGGCCCCAGCGCUCUCCUCAUUCUGCUCGUGGCCCCCCAGGAGCUGCCGCCGGCGCGGGACGGCCCCGGUAUUGUUGCUGCAGCUGGUGUUGUGAAUCAGGCCGACGACAAGCGCAUCCUACUAUCCGGCUAUUUCACUACACCAGGGUUGCAUCAUACCACUUGCUUCGCUCUUCGCCUGCCGUACGGAGUCCUCGUGCCUCUCCUGGAGCAUCUUCCUGGAGUGCUUCACAUCCCCCAUUUAAGAGGUUCCCUGCGAUUUGUGCCGUGUGGGGGCAGUUAAUGUUUCCUGAUGAAUUAAUGAUGGUCUGAAAUAAAGAAGUUG